AUGCCCUUUGCCGUCCUCCCUGCUCUCCUUCCAGACAUCCACAAUGUCUACGACAUCUACUUCUCCUCCUUCACUGCCGACACCAUGGGCUCUCUCAUGGUCAAAAUCCUCUUCCCCUCCGGCAUCACCCCCGAGUUCCGCGAGCAGCACACCGCAGGCACGCUCGCCUAUCUACACCAAAGCCGUUUCCAAUACACCUGGAAAUGUGUGGACAUGGAGACCGGCGAGAUCGUGGGCAUGGCGUUAGGUGAUAUUUACUUACAUGAGCGGAGUGAAGAGGAAAGGCGGGAUCAUGGGGUGCCUUGGUUGACUGGCGAGGAUAGAGAGAGGGCCGAGAGGAUUUUGGGUCCGUUGCAUGAGGUGAGGGAGAGGUUGUGGGGAGGACAUAAGUAUAUUUAUGUCCACGUGGUAGGCGUUGACCCGAAAAACCAGGGACGCAAAGCUGGUGCUGCACUGGUCCAAUGGGGGUCAGACCUGUGCGAUCAUGCCGGAAUACCCAUAUACUUCGAAUCAUCGCCGUCGACUGUGAAAUUGUACGAAAAGAUGGGUUGGCAUAGACUCCCCGAGAGCAUCGUUCAUAAAGCUGCGGAUUUGGGAGUAGAUGAGGAUAUUGAGGUUCCUUUGAUGGUAAAAUUUCCUACGUAUGCUGGAAAGAUUACGUUUGAUGAGUACAAAGCACAGGGGUAUCCUAUAUUUUCAAGAUGA
Glarea lozoyensis ATCC 20868 is the source of this 705-nucleotide messenger RNA. RefSeq names its product Acyl-CoA N-acyltransferases (Nat). NCBI's taxonomy places the organism in Eukaryota, Fungi, Ascomycota, Leotiomycetes, Helotiales, Helotiaceae. Bases 1 to 705 code for a protein of 234 amino acids. The transcript has 2 exons. Gene Ontology annotation, molecular function: acyltransferase activity, transferring groups other than amino-acyl groups. The record is from RefSeq and is a predicted model, not a curated record.